Molecule: messenger RNA, 792 nt
Organism: Bemisia tabaci
Lineage: Eukaryota; Metazoa; Arthropoda; Insecta; Hemiptera; Aleyrodidae
Gene: mRpL20
Product: mitochondrial ribosomal protein L20
Biological process (GO): translation
Cellular component (GO): ribosome
Molecular function (GO): rRNA binding; structural constituent of ribosome
Source: RefSeq, a predicted model, not a curated record
GGUUAGGUUAAGUCUCUGCUGUCUGCUCUUGUGCUGUUGUCUACAAUACAAUUGAGUUAAUUGAGUUUUUGUUCUUUUACUUUUCCUGUUAGUCCUCACAAUUUUUUUGAAUUUGACUUCACUCGAUUUUCCAGAAAAGGUAUAACUCGUCUCACAUAAUGGUUUUCCCAGGAAUGGCUCUUCUCCAAAGAGCCAAAGGUCCAGAUUCAUUCUGGAAGAAACGAAGACUCUUCCGCCUUACAGCUCAUUUUCGAGGCCGAAACCGAAAUGUUUGGACUUUAGUAUUGCGUAACGUAAAACGUGCACUGGUCCGCGCUACAAAAGGAAGGAUUCAGAGGAAGAAAGAUAUGCAUGAUCUUCGGGUAACCCGCAUCACUGCAGCUGUGGAAGAACAUGGUUUCACCCAGCCACUCUUUGCAGAUGGCCUAAAUCGAAGCAGGGUGUACCUCGACACUAAAGUCCUUGCUGAUUUAUCCAUUUGGGAGCCACGCACGUUUAAGGCGCUGACACACCUGGCUUGGUCCAAAACAUUCAAAGAUAGGGUAGAAGGUGUAGACGAACAAGGAACUCCUCCUGCGAACGUGGCUAUUAAGGAUCUGAAAGACUCCUAGAUAAUUGGCAGUUUGUUUAUCCAGUUGAUAGUGUUGUUUUUUUUUACUUAUUUGCAUUCUUCUUGCGUUGAUUUUUGGUCCUUGUGUUUUGAAGCUGACACUUCAAUCUGGCAGUGGGCUUACCUUUGUAAAUACUGUACAAUCUUGAAUCCUACAAGAAUAAUUAAAGUCUUUCAUGGAA